CGAGACUGGUCGUAUUGUGGUAUCUCCGACUCCCGAGCUUUGGUCCAACAUCAAAAUCCACGGUCAUAGUUAUUUUCAUAAUGAUAUACAGACACAUCGCAUCAAGUUGAGCAUCAAGUCGUCUAUCGUCUCGUCAUCCACGACCGAGCAGCUAGACAUGGGGGCGAAAAUGCCUCUUUUUGACCGAUCCGGCGCAUUUUCUUUGUCAAGCUUUGUCCGAUAACCCAGCUACAAAACCAUGGUGUACAUUGGCAAACCCUCAAGGGCUUGCGCCCACUGCAGGAGACGGAAACUUCGCAGGCCUGUGGUCAAUGCGUCCGGGCUGGGUUGAUGUGUUCAGGCUAUCGUGAUCCAAAUCAACUGAUGAUCCGAGACGAAAGCCACGCAACGCGUCAGAGAGCCUCGAGCGGCAGAACAACCUUGAGCGUCUAUACAGUCGAGGUACCGUUGCGCGAUAGGGCCAGAGCCGCCUUUUUCUCUCAUUAUGUCGUGGGCCUAGCUCGGACAUACAGUGUCCUCGAACGCAUCGACCAGCAAUCUCCAUUGAACAAGCAUCUGGCCGUCACCAUUGACGCGGUCAGCCUGGCCUUCUUUCAUUUUCAGAACUUUUCCGAAGAUGCUUCGAAACUUGCUCAGCGGGAGUAUCUGGAGGCGUUACCAUUGGUGAGCAAAGCUUUAGGGUCCUCUGAAGGGGUAGCCAGUGACUCGACACUGCUGGCAGUAUUGCUUCUAGACCUCUUCGAGAAGAUAAUGAACAACAAUCCCAGGUCUACCGAAUCAUGGAUGAGCCAUGUCAAAGGGGCAUUGGCCUUAUUCGACUUCCGCCAGGAGCAGCAACUCGAAGACUAUGUGAGCUUCCGGCUUUCAGUUCGCCUUGUGACGAACAUGGUAAUCAGCUGUGUUGCGGCCGAUGCUCCGGUACCUCCGGGCGUAAUCCGUCUCCGCCGCCUUAUGGAGCCACAUAUGCUGGAGGAUCCUAAAUGGCAGGUCACGGGUUUGUGUGCGCAGUACGCAAACCUCCGCGCAGCAAUGCUGACUGGAAAUCUACCACGGACGGAGGUUCUACGGCGUGCGAAAGCCCUCGACCAUGACUUCAAAUCCCUUGCAGACAAUCUACCACCAGCUUGGGUCUCUGAAAGGGUCUUUCUCCAAAAGCCGUCCGAGCAUGUCUUGGAACGAUACUACGAUGUGUACCCGGAUUACUUCACAGCUCAGACGUGCAAUGUCAUCCGCAUCAUGAGAAUAUCUUUGAACGACACGAUACGGACAACAUACAUGGCAAUGCCUUCGAUGGAUGACAAAGACAGUCUCAACUCCCAUGGUGCUGUCUUUGCCACACAGAUCAUUGAUACGGUGGCUUCCGAGAUUUGUGCUGCUGGGCCACAAUUCACGGGAGCCGAAAGUGCCCAUACCAGAAUUGAUGAAUUUUCCCCUGUCCGGAAGCUGCAUUGUUACACAUUGUUGAUCCCACUGUACGCGGCUGGCAUGUUUGCCAGUGAAAAGACCAACAUUCGACCAUGGGUUCUGAAACAGCUCAGGCUGAUAGCGAGCACUUCUGGGAUCAGGAAUGCCGAAUUGGUUGCCGACAUGUUGGAGAGAAGAGAUGGCACACCUCUCUGGUCGGUCUAUGCUAUUCUCGGCAGCUACGCUUUUGCGGCAUGAGUCAAUCUCAGUCCGUAGGCUUGUUGCCUUGCUGUAUCAUAUUCCAGCUAUCCGGGCUACCAAUAUCGACUUCCAACCUGCAAUGGACUCGCAUUCUCCGCCCCAUGCUAUCUGUCCAUGCGAUCAGCUUGUGAUCCACCCCCGGGUUAGCAGCACUUAUUCAAGUGUGUGAGGA
Exophiala viscosa is the source of this 1837-nucleotide messenger RNA. RefSeq lists its product as uncharacterized. The record is from RefSeq and is a predicted model, not a curated record. The transcript is spliced from 2 exons. The coding region runs from base 331 to 1662 and encodes 443 amino acids. NCBI's taxonomy places the organism in Eukaryota, Fungi, Ascomycota, Eurotiomycetes, Chaetothyriales, Herpotrichiellaceae.